AACGUGAUCCAAUAGCAUUCGUUUAUUAUGGAUCCGGGUUUGUAACAACUGUUCUUUUUCUACAAACGUUUAUAUUUCAAUUAGCUAAACGCACAGUCUAUGCUACAACGCUGCUCAACUUGGCCUUGUCCAACACUGGAAAAAAAAGUUCAAUUUCUCACAGCAGGUAGCGACUCUUACUAUUAUACAGAGGUAUAUUUACAUUUUGGAAUCGUUAACAAUGCCGAUGUACUGGUAUUAGUUUUUACCCCCUUGUAACUGCAUGUGAGUUCUCGGAUUAUUACAUUAAGCAUCCGUCUUAUACAAUCCAUUUUACUCUAAUUGUGUCAACCGUUUGCUGAUCUGCUACACAGUGCCAAAGUAUGUCAAACGAGUAUACCCCUAGGAGUAACAGUCCGCGUCGCUUUUAGUGUAGGGAAUGUCGUCUUGGGAAAUUACAAAUGUGACAAAGAAAAUGAAAACUGUUUAAGAACUGAGUGAAAAUGAAUUUCUUCUAAGUAAGAGGAACAGGGCUUUCUCGACGUUUCACCUACUGCGUUGAUCCGGUGGGUCAUUGUUCGAAAACGCGGAAUUAGUUGCUCAAAUAUGCAGUUUAAAAUGGUUUACAGAAGUGGGAAGAGGUGCUUGCAAUGGUGGUUCUCUGCAGCCAAUUGCGAAGAAGUCAUGAAAGAGAACCAAAGUGCCUCUGGAGGGGAUCUUCUAGUGUUUGCACAGACAUAUGCGGCUUACCAUGGCUACAUUUCCAUAUUUGUUUGCAUCUUCGGAAUAGUCACAAAUGUCUUUAAUAUAACAGUAUUAACGCGAAAACACAUGCGGACACCAGUGAAUUUGAUUCUGACUUGGCUGGCAGUAUCGGACAUUAUCACAAUGUUAUCCUAUUUACCGUUUGCUAUGCAUUUUUAUUGCAUUUAUCCCGCUGAUGCAAACAAAUCCACGGAGAAAAAUAGCGAAGGAUGGAUGUUGUAUAUGAUAUUCCACAUCAAUUUAGCCGCUACUACUCAUACGGUGUCAAUUUGGCUGUGUGUUAUGCUUGCUAUUGUUCGUUAUUUGCAUAUCCGAUCUCCUACAAAGGCAAACUCGAUGCGACUUCAGAGAAUCAAACAAUCUCGAUUUGGAAUUCUUUUCAUUUACGUUUCAUCAGCUUUGAUUCUCGUUCCAAAUUACAUGAGCAACAAAUUACUACCCGAUGUUCUGCCCGAUAGUAAUGAAACCAUAUAUGUUUUACGAGAUCUGAAUCUGGGCAAAAAUGACACGGAAACCAUGGUUCUUAUUAAUGUGUGGAUAUAUGCAUUUACAGCCAAACUCGUUCCAUGUUUGCUCAUGUUGAUAUUCGGUUCUCUUUUGAUCUAUAACAUCCACGUUAAAAUCCGCCAGAGACGCAAAAUUUUGCAAAUAUCCGGUGCUAGCAGCUUACGACUGUCGGAACACUCAAGGACUACAAAGAUGUUGUUAGCUGUCAUUAUUCUAUUUUUGUUAACGGAACUACCACAAGGCGUAUUAAUAAUACUAAGCGCAUGCGUGGAAAAUUUCUAUGACCAAGUUUACUUGCUACUAGGUGACGUCAUGGACAUUGUAGCGUUGGUGAAUAAUGCGGUGAACUUUAUUUUAUAUUGCUCUAUGAGCACAAAGUUUCGAGAAACGUUUGUUCAUCUUUUCUGUAAUUUUCACCCGUUGCGCCGUUCGGAAGAUUCCGGUUAUACCCUCACAGACAGAUUGGCUAAACUUGAUUCCCACAGCAACAACAAUGAAAACAACCAUCAUCUUCACUUGCUACAAAAUCAUUUCCGAAAGUUGAGCGCCGAACAUCGCAUUGUGAGAGCAUAGUCUGUCUAUGAGGACUUUGAAUGGCACAACGAUUCGUUUAUAUCUUCUGAAAAGAAUUAACAUGAUUCCAAUUUAUUUUAAAAUUUAUUUUACUUUUCUGUUACUUUUUAUUCAUUUAUGUUGAAUGUAUUUUGUAUGUGAAAUAAAAAGACAUAUAAAUAUU
Messenger RNA from Magallana angulata, 1987 nucleotides. RefSeq names its product G-protein coupled receptor dmsr-1-like. Gene Ontology annotation, cellular component: membrane. The record is from RefSeq and is a predicted model, not a curated record. The transcript has 2 exons. Gene Ontology annotation, biological process: G protein-coupled receptor signaling pathway. Lineage: Eukaryota; Metazoa; Mollusca; Bivalvia; Ostreida; Ostreidae. Gene Ontology annotation, molecular function: G protein-coupled peptide receptor activity. Bases 586 to 1824 code for a protein of 412 amino acids.